Messenger RNA from Triticum aestivum (bread wheat), 908 nucleotides. RefSeq lists its product as uncharacterized. The transcript has a single exon. The record is from RefSeq and is a predicted model, not a curated record. Bases 26 to 643 code for a protein of 205 amino acids. NCBI's taxonomy places the organism in Eukaryota, Viridiplantae, Streptophyta, Magnoliopsida, Poales, Poaceae.
UCAGUUCGCCAACGGGUUUGCGCGAAUGGGUUGGCGGCCACAGCUGGACCUUUAUAAAUCACGGUCACGGACACGUCUACCUACCAACAACCCACACACGCGCCGCGCUCGGCACAAGUCCCACAGCCACACUGCACUGGACACACGGUCGCGCACGCGGCGCCGCGGAGAGGCGAGGACACAGACGGGGGAGGCGGCGAUGGUAGAAGGCGGCAGCGGCGCGGGUGCUACGUCGACCUGCCGGCGCGGCGGCGGUGGAGGCGGCAUCGUCGGCCCGGCGGCCCGGCGGUGCUGCGGCGGCGGGUGCGGGCUCGGGCGUCUCGUCCGGCGGCUGCGGCGGCAGGGGAGGCAGGCGCUGUGCGCGGCCAGGCCGGCGGCGGCGUCGUCGUCUUCGUCGGCGGCCGCGGCGCUCCGGGGCUGCCAGUACGACCCGCUGAGCUACGCGCGCAACUUCGACCAGAGCGGCUUCGGCGACCCGGACCCGGACGCGGACGCGGCCAGCCUCUACUACAGCUACACCUUCUCCUCCCGCUUCGUGCUCGCGCCAGGCAGCGCCACCUCGUCCUCAACCGCCGUCGCGGCCGUCGUCCCCGCGCCGAACGGUCUCGUCGUCGCCAGCCGGCCAACCGCCGCCAGCCAUUAGCCGUCCCGGCGACAGUAGCUUCCCUUUCUCUCUCCUCGGGUUCUCUUUUCCUCAACCUCUGGAGUGGAAAGGCAGCAGCUUCAUUUAGUUUGAUUAAAGAAAACUUUUCUGUAGGGGAAAGUUCGGUCGGGAGAAGACGAUGCUUGUAAAUUAAUACCGUAGUACUCUAUGUACUGUAUGUGAGAAGAACGCCAUUGCUGGGUCGAUCGAGCUGUGCCAUGCCAUGCCAUGCUCGGUCGGAUUCUCGAGGACCGUUUCAGAUUUC